ACAAAACAAUCAGAUUAAUAAUAAAAUACGGUAAACACAAUAAUGUACCUAAAGUAAAAUGUAAAUAAAACGUUAUUGUUGAUUUUGUUGACAAGUUUUCCACCUGUGGAUAUUAUUUUAAAAUAUUCAUCUAAAAUAAAAAGUUUAUAACUUAACAAAAUAAAUGUUAAAAAAGCCAUCACAUUAACUUAAGUGCUUUGAUUCUAAUCAUUUUAUUUUAAAUUAUCAUGAGUCUUAGAGAUUUGAAAGAUGAGAUUUAUCUCAUACUUCAAAUAAAAGAAGGUUACAGCUUUGGAUUUGCAACUUCACCUCUGGUCAUAACAGCAAACCUGGCUGGAAACAUUCAUGAGAGUUUUAUUGUCGAACCCAGCCAUCAACCUAAAUUUGAAAAUGUCUUUGUAUGGAUUAUGGAUAAAACUAAAAUGAAAAAUAUUUGGGCAGAGAAACUACCAGUGCGAAUAGAGUGUUUUUCAGUAAACCAAUCACAGCGGAGUAGAAUUGGAUACAUUAUCCUCAAUGUGAAGGAUGCUCAAAUAGCCCAGGAUGAAGCUAAAAUCACGGAGAAGCAGAUGAGAUUACUAGGGUUGUCGAGAGAUGCUUCUCUAUUAAAGCCAGAGCUUGUGUUCUCUUUCUACCUCACAGAUGUUCCUAUACAGAGUUCUCUGCUGAAGCCGCAGUUCUCGCCCAGAAUGGAUGGGUCGAGGCUGAAGGUGACCUCUGAGCCUGUGAAGGUUGUUCUGCCGCCCGGACGUGACAAUAUCACCCUCACAAUCGAUGUGAUCAAAACACACAAUCUGGAAAAGUUACUUCCUUCCCAGUCUGAAGGAGAUCUGCCCGAGAUAAAAUACUGCUACAAUCUUCUAGACAGAGACUUUGUAUCCGAUGGUAGAUUGCAAGUGUCACUACAAAGCUGUAUGUCUAGUGUCAACAACUACUUGUGUAACUCCACAGUCAGCGUCACUGUUGACAACACAACUCUAGGUCACACAGUCAUCGACAUGAAGGUAAGUCACUCAAUGUCAAUACAGCCUGCUAGACAGAGACUUUGUAUCCGAUGCCUGCUAGACAGAGACUUUGUAUCUGAUGGUAGAUUGCAAGUGUCACUACAAAGCUGUAUGUCUAGUGUCAACAACUACUUGUGUAACUCCACAGUCAGCGUCACUGUUGACAACACAACUCUAGGUCACACAGUCAUCGACAUGAAGGUAAGUCACUCAAUGUCAAUACAGCCUGCUAGACAGAGACUUUUCAGCGUCACUGUUGACAACACAACUCUAGGUCACACAGUCAUCGACAUGAAGGUAAGUCACUCAAUGUCAAUACAGCCUGCUAGACAGAGACUUUGUAUCCGAUGGUAG
Molecule: messenger RNA, 1358 nt
Organism: Macrosteles quadrilineatus (aster leafhopper)
Lineage: Eukaryota; Metazoa; Arthropoda; Insecta; Hemiptera; Cicadellidae
Product: centrosomal protein of 120 kDa-like
Exons: 8
Coding region: 228-1358 (376 amino acids)
Source: RefSeq, a predicted model, not a curated record